Aspergillus chevalieri is the source of this 1140-nucleotide messenger RNA. Its product is annotated as T6SS phospholipase effector Tle1-like catalytic domain-containing protein. The coding region runs from base 1 to 1140 and encodes 379 amino acids. The transcript has 3 exons. NCBI's taxonomy places the organism in Eukaryota, Fungi, Ascomycota, Eurotiomycetes, Eurotiales, Aspergillaceae. The record is from RefSeq and is a predicted model, not a curated record.
AUGCAAUUGAUUCUUUCAUUUGAUGAAUCCGAGAACGAUUCAAAUAUUAUCAAGAUUCACCAUAUGCUGCAUCGGCAUGACAGCUCUCAGGCACAUUAUUACAGCCCAGGAACCUACGGUACUGAUACUGCUGCCCUAAAGGAAUAUGUCAUGGGAGGGUAUAGAUUUCUCAUGAAGCAAUGCAAGACUGAGGAUGAGAUUUUCAUCUUUGGCUCUGCAAGGGGAGCUUAUGCAGCGCUAUAUUUAGCGGAAAUGAUUGAGCGUGUGGGUCUCCUUUCUGGGAAUGAGGAAGAACUGGCUCCUAUUGUGUGGGAAGUUUACCAAGAUUGGAAACGAAAUCAGUUUCCUAAAACGAAAAGGCAAGAACGGAAACGACAAGGGUUGUUGGAAACAAUCAAAGGAUUUCGGGAGACCGUCUGUCGACCUGCCGGCAGAGUCAAGUUCUUUGGUUUGUUUGAUAUGAUAGGUUGCACUCGCAAGCGGGCCCUAACACAAGCCUUAUGGCAUUGUUCCAUCCCAAGCACGGCCCAAUAUAUUCGCCAUGCAGUCUCCAUAGAUGAAGGACGGGCUGAAUUAUCGCCAACUCUGAUCCAGUCUAUGGGCGAGAACCAAGGAAUGUCAGACAUUCAAGAAGUAUGGUUUCCAGGGUCCCAUGGUGACAUUGUGGGGGGUCUAGCGUUAGAGCCUGGAGAGCUCUUCAGUCUUAGCCGGGUGCCCCUCAUCUGGAUUAUUCACGAGGCGCAGAAGGCUAGUCUACGCCUUGACCAGAGUAAGCUUAUUGAGUAUGGAUUUGCUGAGCAAGAGAGCCAAUUUUGUCACUCCUUGUAUCUUGCCAUCGCAACUGGGCGCGUCCAUAAUUCCUUGCCUUCAUUAGACCCAUCUCGGAUGUUUUUCAAGGUCAAACAUAUGGUUCGGCAAAAUCUUCCAUCCCACAGUUCUCCACCAGAGUCAUCUGCAUCGCAAGGGAGACGGCGAAAUAUUAGACCCAAAGCCGCCGUGCAUACAUCCGCUUUAUGUCGGAUGCGUUUGAACAAACAGUACAGACCAUCCAACCUAGUACUGGGAAAUAAUGUCGGGGAAUGGGUUAUUUUAAGGAAGCAGGGCGAUCCUGUCGAAGAAUGUUACGCUCGGAAAAUCUGA